CAUGAGACCACUGUUGCUGAAUUCAGAACAGCGCAUACUACUCUUUGAGGCCGUUCACAAAGAAUAUAUUGAAUUCCACUGCUGCUUUUCAAUUGUUUUUCUGCUGUAUGUAAACAUGCAUCUGACCGUUGCGCUUGCGUCUCGCAUCUUUUGCGGUGUCUCCCGUACUUAAGACUAGGAUGCAGUUCAUUUUAACACUUAGAAAUUGUGACAUUUCAGACCAAAACAAAGAUGAACAGGGACAUUAAAAAAAAAAAAUGCACAAUAGACCAUUUUUUACAAUUACAGAAAGAGCAGUUGUAAGAUGAAAACGCUGUUUCUUUAACCUAAUGUAUUCUGCAAGCAAUUUUAAAGGACACUUCUUUGGUUUUAUUUGUAACACAAUACCGACUAAGAACUCCCAAAAAUGUUCCCACUCAAAUGAAGGAAGCAUAUUAAACAUGGUUUAUCGUGUAAACACGUGAUAGGCGAGGUGAGAAACUACGCAGACAGUGUGGUUGAUUUAAUGGCGGGCAGGUCGUGGGCUGUAGUCUGUUGCGUCGCUCGUUUGCAGCGAGUGAACACAAAGCCACAGGACAGCUGUUCCCCGCUGUUUCUAGGGAGACUGCUCAUCAACCUGUUGCUCUCCAUCUUUUCUUCUGUCUCUUUCCUGUUAUGACGCUCGCACCCUCUCAACAGCGGUAUGAGGUUACAGUUUACGACGUUCACUUGUUUGCUUUCGGUUAAUAAGUGCGCACACACAUUUCUUUUUCUCCUUUCUGUCCACGCACACAGACAGCGUCCCGUUUUACAAUAGUGCAUGCAUUCCUGCCUCUCUCUCUCACACACACGCCCAUGAAACACCCUCCUCUUCCUCCUCCCUCGGUUCAUCUUCCCUUCUGUCCUUCUGUCUGUGUCUCUCGAACCCUCACUGUUCUCUUGAGCUCCGUCUGUUUCACUCUUCCCUUCAUCCCACACGCACUUCUCUCACUCUCCUCCUCCUUACUCUCUCUCUCUCUCUCUCUCUCCCUCUCUCUUUCUGUCUGUCUGUCUGUCUCUUUAAUUCUCUCUCUCGUCGCUUAUGAACACAGGAAUACUCUGACAUGCUGGAGAUGAGUUUAAGUGGGCAUCUGGAGAGCCUCCUGUUUCCGCCUCCUCGUGUUGCUUUACUACCAUGAGCAGUUCCACUCCAUCCACAGCUAAUGGCACUGACAGUAAAACGUAUAAAGGAGAACGAUCUCCUUGUGACCCUUCCCGUGUCCUCCACAUCCGCAAAGUUCCCAUCGAAGUGUCCGAGGCAGAGGUCAUCUCACUAGGAGUCCCUUUCGGCAAAGUCACCAACCUGUUGAUGCUUAAAGGGAAAAACCAAGCUUUUAUAGAAAUGGCUUCUGAAGAAGCAGCAAUCACCAUGGUCAACUACUACACCACAGCCACACCCCAUGUCCGCAACCAGCCCGUCUACAUCCAGUAUUCCAACCACCGUGAGCUCAAGACUGAUAAUCUGCCCAAUCAGGGGAGGGCUCAGGCUGCUCUGCAAGCUGUCAAUGCAGUGCAUUCUGGGAAUAUGACUCUCUCUGGGACUGCGACAGCCAGUGAUGGUGGAAUGAUGCCUGGACAGAGUCCCGUGCUUCGUAUCAUCGUAGAGAAUCUCUACUACCCAGUGUCUCUAGAAGUGCUACACCAGAUCUUCUCAAAAUUUGGAACGGUCCUGAAGAUCAUUACCUUCACCAAGAACAACCAGUUCCAGGCCUUGCUACAAUAUGCAGAUCCAAUGAACGCACAUCACGCCAAAGUGGCUUUGGAUGGGCAGAACAUCUACAACGGCUGCUGCACUCUGCGUGUUGAAUUCUCCAAGCUGACCAGUCUGAAUGUGAAAUACAACAACGACAAGAGCAGGGACUUCACACGUCUAGACCUACCCUCAGGGGACGGGCAGCCCACGCUGGACCCCACCAUGCAGACCGCUUUUGGGGCUCCUGGGAUAAUUUCCUCUCCAUACCCCGGGGCGGCUGGUUUCGCCCCUGCUAUCGGUUUCCCUCAGGCAGGUCUGUCUAUGCAGGCGAUGCCUGGUGCUCUGGGACCUCUCACCAUCCCUUCAUCAGCAAUGACAGGACGGAUGACCAUCCACGGCAUGGCCCCCACCGCCAUCCACUCUGUGCUCCUCGUCUCCAACCUCAACCCCGAAAGCAUAUCACCACACGGGCUCUUCAUUUUAUUCGGAGUGUACGGAGAUGUUCACAGAGUCAAGAUCCUGUUCAACAAGAAAGAGAAUGCCUUAAUACAGAUGGCAGACGCCACGCAAGCCCAGCUCGCGAUGAGCCAUUUGAACGGUCAGCGUCUGCAUGGUAAGGUGAUCCGUGUGACCAUCUCAAAGCACCAGACGGUGCAGCUCCCCAGGGAGGGUCAGGAGGACCAGGGCCUGACCAAAGACUUCAGUGGGAGCCCAUUGCACCGCUUCAAAAAGCCCGGCUCCAAGAACUUCCAAAACAUCUUUCCUCCCUCCGCCACCCUGCACCUCUCAAAUAUCCCUCCCUCCACUACGGAUGAUUUUCUGAAAGACCUGUUUGCCAGUUCUGGAUACACAGUCAAGGCCUUCAAGUUUUUCCAGAAGGACCGCAAGAUGGCGCUGAUCCAGCUGGGUUCGGUGGAAGAAGCCAUCCAGGCUCUUAUCGACCUCCACAACCAUGACCUGGGAGAAAACCACCAUCUGCGAGUGUCCUUCUCCAAAUCCACCAUCUAGCACCCCCUUCACUACAAACACACCCUUUCCCCAUCCUCCCCAUACCAGCCCUUCUACCUUCAGCAGUCUGAAUGUUUCGUUCAGAGAAUAAGACUGACUGACAAACUCUAAAAAAAAACAAAACAAAAAAAACAUUACAGAUAUUCAUGGGGUAGUUUUAGAGAUUUCCAAAAAAAAAAAAAAUGAAAAAAAAAGCAAAUAAGAGACUACUGCAGAACCUUUAGACAGUCUGAGAGUGAGUUGUGUUUUACUCUCACGAAACCAGGGCUGGAGACACAUGGGAUAUCCAUGACAAUGUGACGUUUCUGGGAACCUCCGUGUGGAGGAAGUAGGACUCCCUCUUUAGUCGAUUGACGAGGACUUCGUUGAUGUGAAACGCAAACUAACACGAGGUGAACAUUCUCAAAAAAGUCAAUGUUGAGGAAGUUUCUUCACCGCACACUUGCCGAUUACAUUGGAGACUGACACUCCUGUAGCCCAAUGGCCUUGAUACCCCAGACCUAAGUGAGGGCGGAGUCUCCUCUGUGCCUCCCCCAAAAAACGACACCUUCAUUCUCAUUGGCUGUUUCAACAGAGCGCCCCAUUUCCCGUGGGAUGUGUUGAACGCACGGUCACCGUUUGAAUGUCGCUGACGUCGUCAUCAAGGUGCUGCUGGAAAAAAAAAAAUCUGUAGCGACGGCCUCGACCAAUGGGCUUGUCCUUUUUCUUCAGAGUAGCAUUAAAACAAGAGUGCUAUGGAUUCAAGAAUGAGUGCAUUUAAAAUUCGCAGCUGUUUCGGCUUACAAACCUUUUGUUUCUUGGCACUUUGAUUGAUUUGAAUUGAAGACAGGCACCGUGGGGAAUGUUUGGCAUCCUCAUAUCUGUUUACUGUGCAAAGAUGUAUAGCCAGAUGGUAGGCAUCUGUGAAUAGAUAGUGAAUGGCGUGAUUCGUUUUUUCUUGUAUUAUGAAAAUUUUAUAUCGGACAGACCGGCCUUUCGUGGGCUCUCUGCACCUGCAAUGCUGUCAGAGAACAUCUGCGUUCAAUGGCACGCAAUGUCAUUGUCCAGUCGAUUGGGUUCCUCUGAACCGGGGCGAACAUUUUCAAACAUGCACGAUCAUUCCAGAAAACUCAAGGCCAGCUGUCAACCUUACUGGAACGCUCCAAUCCGCAACGCCCAGCCUGAUAGUAGGCUCCGCCUCCUAAGUGAAAUUCUCAAUGUGAAUGGUAUAGCCCGUGAUCUCGAUGGGAAAUUGAUCAUUUCCUCCAUUCUGUUCCCCUUUUUGCUCUUAGUUGAGUCUUUUUCUUUCGUUCUUCUUGUUUUCCAUCUUUCCACACAGGGGCAGAAGAUUCUGUGCUCUUUACUUUGUUCUUUCACUCCUUGGCUCUGGCCACAGGUGUGAGAGUUUGCAGCCAUGGGCUUUGUAGAAACUGUAGUGAAGCCCAUUGAGUCACAGCAAAAAAAGAGGGCGGCACUCUCUUUUGCCUUGCAGUCCCACACUAAAUGCCUCUGCAUCUGACCAAACCAAAUAUUUAAGGAAAGAGCGAGUCUGAAUGACAUGGAGACACCACCUAGUUACUGAAACCUAGCGAGCUGCUGCAUAGGCAGCUUCCUUCUAAGGCAGCAUCCUAAUUGCCAUGAAAGCCCAUAAGUGACUAAUCUGAAGUGACUGAUCUGCACAGGAAACUCGCCUCCAAUAGAGUCCAGACCAGAGGUUUUCUUCAAGAGGUGGAGAUGGUAAACUCUGAGUCUGUAUCAUUGGGGAAAAAGCAGUCAACUUAGAUGAAUCUUGUAAGCCAAUCACACAAAGACCUUGACACCAUGGAAAUACUUGCAACAGUCAAUAAUCAUUGACGGAGACCAUCAAAAUCCUGUCGAUUUUUUUGGCAGCAAGAUAAAAAUAUUGCUUACACCAAAACUAGCAUCUCCUCCAUAGGUUCCAUUCAAAAAUUGGUACAUUACGAGUUUUGAGCAGCAUUUGAAGCCUGGCAUUGGAGGACUCGAUUGAUUUUAGUUCAGUUAGAUGUUAGCAUGUUGCGACGUUGAUAAUGCAGUACAAAAUAAAAAAGAACCCAUUACUGUCUACGUUAGAUGCGGCACUAUUUCUGAUGUAAUCUGUGCUUUUGCGCUACUUCCGACAACAGGACAAAUGGACAAAUUUGGAACUUUAGCUUUAUUUACUAUAGACAGUCUAGAGAUGUUGCAGUGCACCGUGACAAAUAUCACACACUAUGUAAAUGUAAAAAUACAUAGAAAAUGCUCAAUAUUUACUUGUGCUUUAUGCUUAUACUCAGGUAUUGCAGCAUUAGCUUAGCUACAUGCUAAUGUCAAACCCCUGAAUCAGUUGAUUCAUAUAAUUGGUUAAUUUUCAGUCAAAAUAAUCCAUUUUUAAUCAAUCAAUUGUAUAUUUUUCAGUAUUCAGGAAAUUAUAAGUUUAUUCAUAAUCAACAUUUGCCUUGAUUCGCCCACCAUCUUGAAUGAGCUUCCCAGUGCAUUCUGGGAUUGCCUUAUCCACAAAGGAUACAUGCAAUGCUGCCUUAGAUUUUGGCCAAAAUUAGACAUCUUAGAAGGCCGAAACAGCCUUUGUGCCGGGAGCAUGCCUGUGAUGCCUUAAAAUGCUGUCUAAGUAGACAGCUCACUAGGUUUUGGAACAUGGCAAUGGUGUGCACAUACAGAAGCUGAUUCUUUAUGUAUGUGUUUAGUUAGUACUAUUGUAUUAUUACCGGUUUCAUCGGGACUCUCUCCCUUGUGCGUACGAGCAAGGCACUGUCUCAUUUAGUGAAAAUCUGGCCUUAACAUUCCAAGGAGGGUCACUGUAGACCUGUUGAGUAGCAUCUAAAGGGAGCAGCUUCUGUGCCUGUGCACUAUAUCCUCUAUUAAUGAAAUAAAUCAAAAAUCUUCAUGUUCAUGCAAGGCAAGGGACAGUGACUUUUUUUGUCUUUGACUGAUUUCACCUGAAGCGAUUCGAAACUUCGCUUUCACUUCUCAAAAGAAAUUGAAUUUUGUUGAAGUUUACAGUCUUAAAGCAAAACUAUUCAGGUCUAUAUAUCUUAAGGAUUGUCAAGAUUUUUUGAGAAAAAAAAAAAGUUACUUAUUUUUGGUAAUUUGUUCUUUUUUAUGGAAGAGAAAAAAAUCAAAUUUGAAACCUCAUCGGGUUUUUGUACCACUAUAAUCAUUCAAGAAAUCAUGGUGAAAAAAAAAAAAAAAUCAUAUUUACUGUGUAUUUACCUAAUUUCUUAUUACGUGCCUUAUUAUGUGUUCAUAAUCAAAUAGGUUUUAGAAAUUUUACCUAAAAUAUCUUAUGUACUAUUUUGUGGGAUUGGUGAGAGGGUUGAUUUUUUUUUUUUUUUUGAUCUUGAUUUUUAUUUUUAUUUUUUUGUUGUGUAGCUCUUAUAGAUGUGCAUUUUGUGGGGACUCAGUACCAUGUGGUCUUAAUAUGAUAUGAGAUGUAAGUUAUGAUGUAUGGUGCUGUGAAUGCUCUCAUUAGAAAAAUGAACGGUGAACUCAACGAUUUUCAGAGCAUGCUGUGGGUCUCUAUUCUCCCUCGCUGAUGUGUGUGUGUGUAUAUAUGUAUGCUAGACCCGUGUACCAUUGUUACAUAAAGCCUUUCUAGGCUAAAAAAAUGUUCCUCGAUCUCUGAUAUAAAUAUUUUGCGCUCGAAGACAGAGGUUGCUGUAAGCUUGCGUAUUGUUCUGAUUAAAUAGUAUGAAUUUGAGCUGUUUUGAGCACAUCUGUGAAGUUUUUGUUCUUUUCUAAGUGAUCACACUUUUUUGCCGGGCAAAAAAAAUAAAAAAUCCUAGUGACUUACAUUUAAGGAGCCACCCAAGUUGUUUCUAGAGUGGUGGUCGACCGAUAUAUCGACCGAUAUUUGGCUUUUUUUAUUACCGUUUACCCGAUAUUUCAGAAAACUUUUAUUUUGAUGGCGCACGGGACAUUUAUUCUGACAUCGCUGAGAAUGUCAGCGCUUAAACGCACACAGCUCCCAUUCUCCAUCUUCAUUAGUUUACCGUCUCUGUUCAACAGUUCUGAAUAAUAAAUUAUUACACAGUACCAUACUAAACAGUGUUAUAGUGUUUGCUUAUUAUUGGUAACAGAAAAGCAAACACUAUAAUACUUCCUCAUCAAGUGUCAGCAAAUUCACAUUUAAUUUAAACAAGUCGUUGUAAAUUUUACUAACCCUGCUAAUUUUAUUGAAUUCAGCUGUGAGAUCCUCUGAAAUGUGCAUUUGUUGACUACAUAAAUUAUCAUCUAAAUAAAACUAUUUAUUUUACAGAUUUAUUUUUUUCAUAUUUAUUAAUUUUCAAAUGAUAAAAUUCAGUAAAUUUUAUGUAAAAUAAAUCGAAAUUAAAUUUUAGCAAUUGUUAUGCAUGUGUUUUAACUAUCUAAAUAGUGUGGUGAUAUAUCGGCCAUCAAAAAAAUCUGUAUGGGUCGACCACUAACCUUGAGACUUGGAGUUGGGCUCUUUUUUUCUUUGGGCCAGUAAGUAACCACCUAGCAACCACCAGAGCACCCUAGCAUCCGCAUAGCAACAUGUUAAAACCACUCCGAACAUCUCAGUAACCAUAUAGCAACAUUCAGGCGACCUCCCACAAACCAUAAUGCGAUGCCGGCGAGUUUUUCAUGGGAAGGACCACUCAGAAAUCAAUAUCUGCCAGUGUGGACUAUAUCAAACAGUGUGAUCUGCUUGAUAUCAUCUCUGUUCUGUCAUUCUAACAUGAUUAUGAAACUCCUAAUACAUACGAUCAGUCUAAAUUUGCCUCGGAACGAGUGCACAGAGACCCAGAAGCCCACAGCAUUCGCUCGAAGUGUUCAGGUCUGCCUUCCAUUUUGCUAUGGAGUGAUGCUGAUGUCUGAGACCUCCGCCUGUGUGUUUUGGAGUUGUAUCUUAUUUACUGUAUCUUAUAAUUGAUUCAUUUUAGGGGUUUUGGCCUGUUUCGUUCUUGCUCUGUUGUGAUACUUUUUGUUCUUUUUUUGGGGUUUGUUGAUUUUCUUUAUUAAGAGUGUGAAAACUGGUUUAAGAUUGUUGUCUGUCACUCUGCCUCUUCACAACAGCAGUUCUGGGUCUGUAAUGUCCACCGACGUGUGUGAACGGGAACGGGAGCGAUCGCUAGAGGUCAGGUCGGUCAGAAGCGCUCGGAAGGCGAAAUCUACGCAGCCGCGCAAGCAGAACGCCGAUCUGCUUCCGGCUGCAAUGCUUUUUAUUUAUCAACAGGAGAAAAGCCAGACUCCAUAAACGUGUCACAGAAGUCACAAGAAGUCAUUUGUUUUUGUUUCUCGAAGCGUAACAUUUUCCAACCACGUCUUGACUCAGGCAACAACGUUCCGCUGUGUUGUAAGACAUUUCCUCGUCGAUAUCCGCGCUCACUCGAACAGUUACACACGUGUAUGGUUUUUUCCAGGUUUUUUACUGAAAAAGUCACAAAUAAUGCAGGACCAAAGUUUAUGUGCCUUUCAUCUAGCUUAUUUGUAACUUAUUUCCUGGCUGUAUAUCAGAAACCAACAAACUUCUUGUAUUUUCCACUCUCGAUCAUGUUACGAGUCUGUUUUUCACGUGUCCCGCAGUCUGUUCUGUUCGUUUCCCUCAGAAAGGUCAAGCCAUAUCCUUCCCCCCCCGUCAAGCGAGACUCAUUUGCGAUUCUGAAUGUGUUACGGGGCCCUUAUGGAUUCAUUCGAACCGCCUUAUGCUUUGAGUAUUUCAUGAACUGCUCCGGAUAGACACCACGAUCUGUAAAAUGGAUAAGCGGUUACACUUUUUGCUGAUAUCGUCAUCGAUUCCAUUAAAAAGCUUUAUUCUAAAACAUACGAGACCAUAACAACAAACUAACCACUGAAACCAAAGGAUUUGAUUGAAUUAGAACUGAUGCAGCACUGUUCAGAUUGAAAUAUUUUAUUGCUUUAUUAUGAUGCAAUUGACCCUUAAGAUGUAAACUUUAAAUUUCAGCCAUAAUGCUUUCUAUUUUCUUCUCAUGACUAAAUUUAUGGGCUAUAAUUAUGCUAAUUGACUGUCUAAUUUGCAUUAAAGGGAGGGGCUAGACUAAAUUAGCAAACUGAGGUGUCGCUCAAGCACAGCGCACAUACAGAAGUGCCUGAGUUGAUCUCAGGAUGCUUUGACGCAACGAAAUACCUAAUUUAUAGUUUUUAUGAAUGUUUCACUACCAAAAGGAAACAAAUGCUGUACAUAUGUGUUCCCUUAUUAUUUUAUUUUAUUUUAUUUUUUUUUAACCUGGCCAAAAAAUGGUUUCGGGGAACAAGAUAUACACACACACCAAUAUGAACUGGUUUUUAUAUUUAUGGAAAUUAACAUAAAAACACAAUUUGUCUUCUGUAUUUUGAUAUCAUAUCAUACCAGUACCAGCUUUCAUUUGUAAAGCCGUUUAUGUGACUUGUGGGAAUUGGGGAGAGACAUGAGCGUAUCCAGUUUAUGAGUUUGAUGUAAUAAAUGCAAAUAGAAGAUAAACUAUUAAAGAAACAUAUUUUCUAA
Molecule: messenger RNA, 9179 nt
Organism: Onychostoma macrolepis
Lineage: Eukaryota; Metazoa; Chordata; Actinopteri; Cypriniformes; Cyprinidae
Gene: ptbp3
Product: polypyrimidine tract binding protein 3
Exons: 14
Coding region: 1154-2719 (521 amino acids)
Biological process (GO): regulation of RNA splicing; mRNA processing
Cellular component (GO): nucleus
Molecular function (GO): mRNA binding
Source: RefSeq, a predicted model, not a curated record